Messenger RNA from Tuber aestivum (summer truffle), 151 nucleotides. NCBI's taxonomy places the organism in Eukaryota, Fungi, Ascomycota, Pezizomycetes, Pezizales, Tuberaceae. The record is from the annotation of a GenBank genome assembly.
AUGGAAAGAGGGGAGAUCUGGCUUGUGCGACAAUCAAUAUCCAAUCAUUUGGACAGGAAGCCUGACAAAUAUGAGACAUACCUCCCAACAGGGCUGCUGAAUCACGUUACGAGUGAGUUUUGUCUGGCAUCGCGCUCUUUUUCCCCUCGCA